AUGAGUCGGUGGCAAGGGUUGUUUGGCCUCUUGGCCCUUGCUCAGCUUGUGAACCUUGCCGCGGCAGAUGUCUACAUUAUGACCAGCGCAUACAUAUUGGAUCCUCUUCCGGAUAUUCCAGCGGAUUUUGGACCAGAUAUUCCAGACUCAGGCAUAGACGGCAUCCUCCGGUCUGCGGACCCAGAGGAUGCAUGCUCCCCUUUCACCUUCACGGACUUCGACACGCCAUGGAUUGCCCUUAUCGCCCGCCAGCAACAGCUACACCCGAACAACUGCACUUUUGACAUCAAGGUGUGGAAUGCUCAAAACGCGGGUGCCAUGGCGGCCAUCGUGUACGACGAUGUGUACGAAAGUCUGAUCAUCAUGUCUAAGCCCAAGGGUCAUCCAGACCCGUCCAUUCCCUCCGUCUUUGUCUCUCAGAAGGCGGGGAUCAUUAUGCGGAAGCUCAUGACGAUAGACACCAUCCGCGUCAAGAUCACACCGCUGAGCACUGUCGCCUGGCUGUCCAUGUUGAUGAGCGCCUUCCUAGGGGUCCUGGCGCUGGGGGUGGUGCUGGCCACCUUCUACGUCAUGAGGUCCUGGAGCUUGUGGCUCACGGGCAUGCAUGUUCGUGGAGGCGGAGGAGGUGGCGCAGGUGGGCCCGGAGGCGGACAGGCCGUCCAGGGUGGCCAGCAACACGGAGGUGCUCGUCCAACUGGCCAGCAGGAUCUCGGUCUGCCCGCGGAGUCCCUGAGGUUGCUGCCGGUGCUGGGCUCCCUCUUCCGGGCUACAGCCGCCAUGGGGGCCGCGGUGUGGGGGCUCGAGGGGGAGGGGGAGGAGGAGGAGAUGCGGCCGCUGCUGGCCUUCGAGGAGGGGGAGGGGGAGGGUGACGUGGAGGCGGGCUGCGGGGGCCGGCGGUACGGCGGCCUGGGGUUGCCGGGGGGGGAGGGAUGGGAAGAGGAGGAGGAGGCAGAGGAGGAGGAGGAGGAAUAUCACGAUGUGGUCUCCCGCAGUAGCAGUGAGAGCGGUUGUUGGGCUACAGCGGCCCCGGGUGCGGGUGCUGCUGCUACUGCCGCCCACACACCUCGCCCCCCCGGCGCCCACGCGGGGGAGACGAAGCGCGUGUGCGCCAUUUGCCUGGAGAGCUACGUGGAGGGGGACAAGCACCCUCAUCACCAGCGCUGCGGGCUGCCGGCGGCGGCGGUGGCGGCGGUCGUGGUGGGGUCACCGGUGGAGCCGCUCAUGUCCGGCGCUACUGCCAACGCCAUUGCAGCGGCGGCGGCUCUGGCCCCGGCGGGCGACGUGGAGGCGCCGGGGCCCUCACGGCCACUUGCCGACCACUUGGAAGGUCGUGACGGCGGCGGCGGGUCGUCGGCAGUCGCUGCCGCCGUCCCGAUUGCCGUACCCGGCCGGUCUGUUCCCUUGGGAGCCGCUGCUCCUGCUCUCCCACGUGGAGUGGUGUCGGGAGCGGAAGGGGCGGCGGUGGCGGUGGCGGCGGAAGGGGCAGUAGCAGUAGCAGGGGAACAGCAGCAGCAGCGGCAAGGGGGCCCUGUGGGCGCUGGCGAGCUGGAGGCAGCGACGGAGGCAGCGGCGGGAGGUGCAGCUGGGGCUAAUGCUGCUCGUGUGAGGGCGGCGGCGGCGGCGGCGGGGGGCCCCCCGGGGGUUCUUCGUUGGCCUGGUGCAGCGGCGGCGGGGGGAGUUACUCCCCAGUACCCGUCCACGCUGUGA
Molecule: messenger RNA, 1707 nt
Organism: Volvox carteri f. nagariensis
Lineage: Eukaryota; Viridiplantae; Chlorophyta; Chlorophyceae; Chlamydomonadales; Volvocaceae
Exons: 11
Coding region: 1-1707 (568 amino acids)
Source: RefSeq, a predicted model, not a curated record